AUGAAUGAGAACCUUAUAGUGGUAAAGCGAAUGAAAGAAGUUCUAACGCUAAAUAAGCCGUGUUAUGCAGGAAUGAGCAUCCUAGACUUAUCCAAGACUUUAAUGUAUGAUUUCCACUACAACACCAUCAAGAAGGAGUACGGUGACAGGUCAAGGCUACUGUUCACUGAUACUGACAGUCUAAUGUAUGAACUGAAGACGGAUGAUGUUUACGAGGACUUCAAGACAAUAGGUGAAGAGAAAAACUGCUGGGAUAAUUCAGAUUACCCAAAAGAUUCUCCGUACUACUCAGCUCAUAAUAAGAAGGUCAUAGGUAAGUUUAAGGAUGAGGCUGAGGGAGUACCCGUAAUUGAGUUUGUUGGGUUGAGGUCAAAGAUGUACUCCUAUGUAAAGGAAAACGGUGGAGGUGGAAUGACUGCCAAAGGAGUUAAAAA
Paramuricea clavata is the source of this 434-nucleotide messenger RNA. Lineage: Eukaryota; Metazoa; Cnidaria; Anthozoa; Malacalcyonacea; Plexauridae. The record is from the annotation of a GenBank genome assembly.